Nothobranchius furzeri (turquoise killifish) is the source of this 1861-nucleotide messenger RNA. RefSeq names its product lactamase, beta 2 (gene lactb2). The record is from RefSeq and is a predicted model, not a curated record. Gene Ontology annotation, molecular function: RNA endonuclease activity; single-stranded RNA binding. NCBI's taxonomy places the organism in Eukaryota, Metazoa, Chordata, Actinopteri, Cyprinodontiformes, Nothobranchiidae. Gene Ontology annotation, cellular component: mitochondrial matrix.
AAAUGCCACCCGCCAAUAAACACGAAGAAGAAGAAGAAGAAGAAGAAGAACUUUCACCUGUUUCUGUGUUGUUCUCUCUCCCCGAAACAUCAGACUUAUGAGUGUCGUUAUACCUCGAAUAGAGCAGCUUUCUGCUCGGGUUGUUCGGGUUCUAGGCUGCAACCCGGGACCGAUGACGCUGCAGGGUACCAACACAUACCUGGUCGGAACCGGAGUCAGACGUGUGCUCAUAGACACCGGAGAACCUGCUGUACCCGAAUACAUCAGCAAUCUAAAGAAUGCACUGGGCCAGUUUAACACCAGCAUCCAGGAGAUCAUCAUCACACACUGGCAUCUCGAUCACACUGGAGGAGUGGAAGAUAUCUGCAGAGACAUAACUGGGUCUGAGGUCCGAGUCAGCAAGCUGCCACGCUCCACUCCGGUCACAGAGACAGCUGGGAAUAAAAACUACUCUUACCUAAAAGAUGGAGAUGUUAUCCAGACAGAGGGAGCCACUCUCAAAGUGCUGUUCACCCCGGGCCACACUGAUGACCACAUGGCCUUGCUGCUGGAGGAGGAGCAGUCACUCUUCUCUGGUGACUGUAUCCUGGGUGAGGGCACAGCCGUGUUCGAGGAUCUCUAUGACUACAUGAAAUCUCUGAAAAUCCUGCUGAACUCUAAAGCUGACCUCAUUUACCCUGGACACGGGCCCGUGGUUCAGGAUGCUGGCACCAAGAUCAAAUACUACAUCAGCCACCGCGACCAAAGAGAACAACAGAUCCUGACUGCCAUUCAGAAGGGAGCAGGAAACGCCUUCUCCUCCAUGGAGCUUGUCAAGAUCGUGUAUAAGGACACUCCUGAACACCUGCACCAAGCAGCUAACGUCAACCUGGUGCAUCACUUGGAAAAAUUGGAGAAGGAAGGCAAAAUCAUUCAGGUGAACGACUCGACUCAGAACAAGUGGAGGAGUCGUCUUUGAUGUGUGAGAUAAAGCUUCCACCUGAGGGAGGAAGAUCCGCCUGGUCUGGUUUUAGAAUCUACACAAUCACAUCACAUCAUCCUUAAUGAUCAAGAUGUUGUUUUGGGGUUUUCUGAGCUGAAGCUGGAGCUUUAGCUUGUUUAAAAUGUGUGUAAAGGUGGACUUUGAUGUUCUCAGGCUCCCGUUUGUGCACCAAACCCAGUUAAAGCUUACAUUUAAUAUCUGAAUCCAGGAUAUUUUCUGCUUCAUGAACAAAAGCUGUAGCUUUUCUGGUCUUCCACGCUUGAGCCUGACCUCUUCCUGAGUCUAGGUGUAAACAUACAUGUGUGGGUAGGAUUUCGUUCAUUGUAUGUGCAGGAUACGUUGUCUCACAUUUCGUUGACUUUAGCUAUUUAUGAAGUCCUGAAGAUCAUUACUGUCUAAACAUUUGUUGGCGUUCCAGCCACGUUUGUUUGGCCGGCACCUCCCCGUCACUGAUACGAGUUGGCCUGAUCUCAGAACAGCUUUUACCUGCUUGACAGUACAUUGGUGGCUGAACAGGUUACCAGUUUUGUGUGUCCACACAGGUAUGUUCUCACCUGGUGACAGUCACAGAAUAAGGAGUAUGCUUUUAACAGUCCAGUUAGAAAAACUACGUUUGUAGGCCUACUUGUAAUUAAUUGAGCUUAUUUGGUUCUGACGUGCAACAGAGAAGCUGCUUCUGUUCACCAGGUGGCAGCAGAUGUUAAAAACUUAAGAAAAGAAAAGGACCCAAAAUUAUUGUACUUUUCAUGAAAUAAAUGAACAAAUUACAAAAAUAAGUUUGUAUUAAAGGCUGUUUAUGGCUUAUUUAUGCCUGGUGUGACUUUGUCUUUCUUGUUUUCAUAAAUAAAAAGUAUGGCUUUUAAAAUGAGUCCAGCUCAA